Messenger RNA from Saccostrea cuccullata (small rock oyster), 815 nucleotides. RefSeq lists its product as uncharacterized. Gene Ontology annotation, cellular component: membrane. The coding region runs from base 175 to 729 and encodes 184 amino acids. The transcript has 4 exons. The record is from RefSeq and is a predicted model, not a curated record. Lineage: Eukaryota; Metazoa; Mollusca; Bivalvia; Ostreida; Ostreidae.
ACAUAAAAACAAUUCAAACAUCACGCGUGAUACUGAUUCUACGUGAAUAAGUGUUUUUCGUCAAGGAGCAUAUUAAAACUUGUGACAUUAAAAAAAAAUCAUUUUUACUCCAUUCAACAGGGGGAAUAAACGUUUUAAGGAACUACCUAAAGCAGUGUAAUAUAAAAAGCUAAAAUGCCAUGUGGAGGCAAUUCCAUCUUCUUCGUACUUGGCUGCCUAUUCUUGCUCACGGCCCUUAUACUAGACGUUAUAGGCGUGGCUGCGCCAUAUUGGAUCUAUGGUGAGAUAAGUGGCCUGAAAUUAUAUGCAGGUCUCUGGAAGGAAUGUGUCACAAGCGACAUCAAUGGCCAAAAAAAAUCCGGAUGCAUUAAGUAUGGCGAUGAUAUCGAUGUUCCAGAUUGGCUUAAAGCAGUUCAAGCAUUUGGGCUGCUAGGGAUUUUCACCUUGACCUUUGCUCUUAUUUCUGCCAUCCUAAGGAUACGUUUCAAGGACAGAAGCUUGGUGUUGAUCGUCGCAAUCAUCUUGUCCUUUAUAAGCGCUGUGUGCACCAUCGUGUCCAUUGCAGUUUAUGCAGGAAAAUACCCCGAAUUGAGAAAUGACAGAAGUUUUGUCAAAUUCAGUUUUGCAUUUGCUUUCUGUGCAGUUUCUAUUGUUCUCUCGGCCAUUGGUGGAAUUUGUAUGAUCAUUGAAAUAGCGAAGAGGUCUUCCUACAUGUCAAUUGGGCGCUGAGAAAACGUAAAUUUGAGUAUGCCAUAGAAAAAAAACUCAACGUCUUUGUCAUAUUAAUACCAAGUAUUUUUUAAAACAGAAAUUAU